CGUUAUUUCUCCACGCAUGCGCACUCCGCCCUUUUCCUGCUUUUUUUAAUUUCUAUCAGUAGCAGGAUCCCGGAGCGCCUCAUUAGAAACUCUUUUUUCUCUCCGCUAAGCAACUCUGUUAAAGCAAGGGAGUUGGGGUGGUUAGAUUAAUUGACCGCAAAGCGAAAGCAAGAGGCUUCGCCCUGGUUCGGUAACCGUGUGCUUUUUUUUAAAAAAAGUUGUAAAGUUAGAGAAACGAAAGAAAGUUUUCUCGCUCACCCCUCCCCUCUCACAAGUCAGGUUGGUUCGAGUCUCGCCUCAGAUACCUGAGAACCGUAAGGUGUGGACUAGGGAGAAGAAAAAAACGUUACCUUUGCACAAUGCCAAGAGCUUUCCUCGUUAAAAAACAAUGGGUUUCUGCCGGGACAAGAAACUGGAGCGACCUACCCGAUGAACAACGAGGAGAGAUUUAUAUACCAGUGUCUUUGGGUUUCUCUCACUAUGCAAUUGAGACGGAGGCCAGUCCUGCCGAAGCUGCCCUGUGUCUCUCCACGCGGCCCCCCAGCGCCGCUCGGGAUUCUGGGUACCGAGCCGAGCUGCCUUCCUGCAACGCCAAGGGGGCGGGUCAAAGUUCAGAGGUCAAUGACGAACCGCCCACCAAGAAGGACAGCACCUACGUCCGGUCUAAAAUCAAGGUGACCACCGGAGAGCUGCCCAAGGACGCCUUUGCCUGUCAGGUGUGUGAGAAGAGCUUCCAGUUCCAGCGCAUGCUGAACCGACACAUGAAGUGUCACAACAACAUGAAGAGGCACCUGUGCACGUUCUGCGGGAAGGGCUUCAACGAUACCUUCGACCUGAAGAGGCACGUCCGCACGCACACAGGCGUGCGCCCCUACAAGUGCAGCCUGUGUGAGAAGGCCUUCACCCAGCGCUGCUCCCUGGAGUCCCACAUGAAGAAGAUCCACGCUGUCAUGCAGCUGUACGCUUACAAGGAGCGUCGCAACAAACUGUACGUGUGCGAGGAGUGCGGCUACACCGCGGACAGCCAGGAGUCACAGCUCACCCACCUCCGAGAGAGGCACCCCCAGUCCCACCUCCUCCAGCGCAAAAAUCCACGGAAACUCACAGCCGGGCUGUGCGAGGAGGGCCCGUGAGGGGUCACCACCAGGGCCCAGCUUCGAGCCUUUAAAGCUGUGCGUGUGUGCGUGUGUGUGUGUGUGUGUGUGUGUGUGUGUGUGUGUGUGUGUGUGACCCUGAGCAAGUCACUUCACCUCCUUGUGCUCCGUCCUUCGGAUGAGACGUCAAACAAACGAGCUCCUAUUGGAAGUGACUCUGCAGCAGCAGCAGCUGUUGAUGAAGCAUAGUUCACCCCCCCUAGUCUCUGUAAGUCGCUUUGGAUAAAAGCGUCUGCUAAAUGACUCAAUAAUGUUGUUGAUUACUUCCACUACGGUGGCUGUGAAGGCUCAUACACUACACGUUUUUUUUUGUUUUUUUUUCAAACAGGCGCUUAUUAUCUUAUUGGUCAAAAUUGGUAACUCCACUCCUGGUCUUUGCUCCAACCCUGUUCUAAAUGGUUACAUUCAAUGAAACCUCCAUCCAGACCCUGAAGUAGUUCAUUGUCUCAUUUUACCAGCAAAACCUGGAGUGGAGUUAUGGACCUCCAGGACCGGGAUUGACAGGACACCCCCUGCUUGAAAACUAGUGCGGUUUUCCAAUCCCAUGAAAACAGCAAAAUGAAAGUUAGGCAGAGUUGGGAGGAUCUGUUUCUCCAGUGAUCCAAGCUACCCUGCCAGGAAUUCACUGAAAUCCAGAAUCACAGUAAUCAGAUUGAGUUUGGUUUUAACGCGUGCUUGUAGAUUUUGUAAAUAAGAUUCAAAGUUGUAUUCGUUGUUGAGGGGGGGGGGGGGGCGUUGUACGUUUACCAAAGGGGACGUUCUUUCUUCGUUUGUUGGUUUUAUAUGAAAUGAAUCACGGAGCUCUUUGUAAAAUGACCUACCUUUGUUUUUAAAAGCUGUAAGCUCUGAGGGCGAAGGGGCAGAAAUUCUUUAGAAACUUUUUUUAUUAGGGGGCAAUGAAUGAAAAAACAACUCUUUAUUUUAUAUAUAUAUAUAUAUAAACCAAGUUUACACUGUACGGUUUUGUCUUACACACACGGCUAAAGUCUCACAAGACAAAUCCUACCGGUGUGUGAAGAGACAGGAACGUUUUGUGAAUCACUGGCUUGAAGGCAGCCACAGUGUCCACAGGAAACGCUUCCCUUGUACGUUUGUGUAUGCUGCGAUGGUGAAAGUGCGGUCUGCAUGUGUCGCGAUACACUGUGGAUGAAAUGAGCUGCUCGGAGGUGAUUAUAGAAAAGGGGUUUACAUUUUUACUGGUCUGGUUUUUUUUUUCUCUCAGGAUCAGAUAUCUGUUUACAAGCAAAGGAGUCGAUUCUCUGAGGUGUGGGAGGGAAUUGUCUAAUGGAAUAUCUAUUUAUAUAUUUGUAUAUGUAUAUUAUUAUUUUUCUUCUAAUAAACUCAAAUUUGGUUUAUAAAAUC
This is a messenger RNA of Acipenser ruthenus (sterlet), 2516 nucleotides long. RefSeq names its product putative transcription factor Ovo-like 1. Gene Ontology annotation, molecular function: RNA polymerase II cis-regulatory region sequence-specific DNA binding; DNA-binding transcription factor activity, RNA polymerase II-specific. The transcript has 4 exons. Gene Ontology annotation, cellular component: nucleus. NCBI's taxonomy places the organism in Eukaryota, Metazoa, Chordata, Actinopteri, Acipenseriformes, Acipenseridae. Gene Ontology annotation, biological process: epidermal cell differentiation; regulation of transcription by RNA polymerase II. The record is from RefSeq and is a predicted model, not a curated record. The coding region runs from base 360 to 1133 and encodes 257 amino acids.